GAGUUUCAUCGAAGUGUAGUGAAAGUUGGAUUGAAAAUAAAUAUAUCAAAAUUAUUAAAAAGUUUUUAAGCAAAAUUAUUAGACUAAAAGAGAAAUUUUAAAGGUUAUCACCACAUGAAAUAUUUUAAUUACGAUAUCUCGUUUACGUGAAGGUGAAAGUAGAUAUCAAAAUAUCGUAAAUGUAUUAAGUGAAGAAAUUUAUUAGUUGGAGUUUUUUAUUUCGUGAUAGGACAAAAGAAAUUGCUCGUUUCGAUUUACCAGAAAGAAAAAAUUGAGAUUAAGGGUAUUUUAUCAGAUAUUAAUAGAAAUAAUUCAUUGAAAACUAAGAGUGACUAAAUAUUACCUACAUAUUUACACAAAGGAUGCGGUAACCGAUUUAGCACGCCUGGGAUGCGGGCUUGUCUGUGACGUUACACUAAACUAGCACGCUUGGAUGACGUCGUAAUCACGGUCAACCGCCGGUUCUGUCAGUACAUGUGCACGUGAACACCAUGCAAGAGAUCAUGCAGUGUUUGGAUGAUCAGCCGGUCUACGAUUGGUUGAGGGACACGAGCCCCCACGCACCAUUGGCCGCUUUACGGAUGCAGCGCGCUACACACCCAGACAAUCCCAUGCCAGAACAAUAUCAAGAAAGCUUCAAUUCAAAAUAGUAAUAUCGCUCUAGAUUUUCAUCGCUGCAAACGAACUUAUAUCAGUUUUGUGUAUAUUUUAUUAGUGAUUUAGUGACUAGGAAUGGUAAUUGAAGAGAAAAUGACAGAAAAUAUCAUUUCUCCUCCAUCUACACCAUCCCCAAAGAACAUCUCCGAUGAUGAACAUUUGCAACAAUCAACGAUUGUUCAACUCAAAAACUUUUUGGGGCAGAAAAGAACUUUACAGACAUCUGGUCUGCUCACCCCUCAGCCUUCAGACUCCGAAAAUGAAGAACUAGACGUACCGCUGAAGAAGAGGUACCGCGUAACAAAUUUCAACAUACAGUACCCCCCUCCAACUAUUACCCCUCCUAAAUCUCCCUCUAAAACACCUCCUUUACCAGAAAAAACAAUUUCUUUGCCGCUAUAUAAACCUCCUGUACCAGAUUUUUGUCCUCCACUUCCACGAACCGAUAACCCCCCGAACAGAACACUCUCCGUUAUUACCAGGGCGGAUAAAAACGGAAUUUGUACGGCGCUACCAAUACCCCAAGUACGCGAGGAAGAAAACAUCGUGAAAAGUCUCAAAUUCAAAAUGCGAAAAAACAAAGAACAGAUAGAAACAAGUGAAAAAGAUAUUUCGAAAGAAGAACCGAAACAAAUAGUUACUCAAAAACUACCGCUACCCGUAUUAGCACCGAAAAUUCUAACCUCAAAUCCGUCGAGCACAAUAUUUAUAUCAACUGACGGAACUGUUCUUCCAACACAAAUAGUCUUCAUCGCGCAUGCUUCUACCCCCUCGCCACCAGUCCGAAGAAGAGUCUAUGAAUGCCAAUACGAAGGGUGCGGGAAAAAUUACUUUAAAUCAUCGCAUCUCAAAGCUCACAAUCGUAUACAUACGGGGGAGAAACCAUUUGUUUGCCAAUGGGAGGAUUGCGAAAGGAGAUUUUCUCGAUCUGAUGAAUUAUCGAGACACAAGAGGACCCAUACUGGAGAAAAGAAAUUUAAAUGUUCGUAUUGCCAAAGGAAGUUCAUGCGAUCUGAUCAUUUAGCUAAACACGUUAAAAGGCACGUCAAAGAUAGGCUGAAUAGUGCCAAAGUUAAUGUAAUGCCCAUUUUAAGGCCCAUUCAACCCGCUUCGAAAUUGAGUUAAGUUUAUUUUUAUGUAUAUACAUAAGUAUUAUUCCAUUGUCUGAAUUAUUUUUGAUCUCUUUUGAUAUUAAGUGUUGAUAUUCUAAUUUUGUGGUUAUGUUUCUAACAUCUUGAUAUGCUAAUAUUUGAUUUUGUGUUAAACAUUCCUGUGUUACCUUUUUUAUUUUUAAUUGAAAGCAUUAUAGUGAAAAAUUGAAAUUCACUUUUAUCGUCUGUGAUUUAUAAUAUUUAUUUUUAGUUAGGUUAUUUUCGUGUGUAAAUAUGAAUGUUGUGAAUAUAUUUUCAUUUUUUAUACUUUCAAAUCUAAUACCACCUGUAACAUAUUUUGUAAUGACCAAUAACUGAUAAAAAAUUUGUUAAUAAAUAGUUGAAAUUUAAAUACGUUAUUUUUUUAACCCAAAAUCGACUUUAAAAAUAGAUUUAUCGAACAUUGUCGAUAGUAUAAUCAGAUGCUAUCUAUUUUCUAACCAAAGUUUUGUCUUUUUAUGGGGGUAGUUAACUUAUAUUUUUUAUAAAAUUGUAAAUCAUGAGACUACAACUAUA
This is a messenger RNA of Diorhabda sublineata, 2324 nucleotides long. It is a transcript of the gene cbt, whose product is annotated as Kruppel-like factor 3. The coding region runs from base 733 to 1782 and encodes 349 amino acids. NCBI's taxonomy places the organism in Eukaryota, Metazoa, Arthropoda, Insecta, Coleoptera, Chrysomelidae. Gene Ontology annotation, molecular function: RNA polymerase II cis-regulatory region sequence-specific DNA binding; DNA-binding transcription factor activity, RNA polymerase II-specific. The record is from RefSeq and is a predicted model, not a curated record. The transcript has 3 exons. Gene Ontology annotation, biological process: regulation of transcription by RNA polymerase II.